This is a messenger RNA of Lichtheimia ornata, 312 nucleotides long. RefSeq lists its product as uncharacterized. Bases 1 to 312 code for a protein of 103 amino acids. The transcript has a single exon. Gene Ontology annotation, cellular component: ribosome; mitochondrial large ribosomal subunit. Gene Ontology annotation, biological process: translation. Gene Ontology annotation, molecular function: structural constituent of ribosome. The record is from RefSeq and is a predicted model, not a curated record. Lineage: Eukaryota; Fungi; Mucoromycota; Mucoromycetes; Mucorales; Lichtheimiaceae.
AUGCUGCGUUCAUUGACCUUGCUCGCCCGACGAUCAUACACAACGGCUAACAAUGCCCCUUCCUACUUUGUCUCACGCACCUCCAACAAUGGCAUUCCCGUGUACACUGAUUUCAAAAACGGCGGCACCCAACACUUGACUAUCAUUCGUCGCAUUGAAGGCGAUGCUGAAGCACUCAAGAACGAGAUCGUCGCUCUGUUUCCAGACGCACCCAGCAACUUUGCACGUGUCAACCCUGUCAACAACCAUAUCAUUCUCAAGGGCAUCCACAUGAACGAGAUCAAGGAAUGGCUUAUUCAAAAGGGAUUCUAA